AUGACAUUAAAACUGUUAAUAUACAUGUCUUUAAUUAUAUGGCAUGUAAAUUCUCAGAGAUCACAGACUCCAAUUAUGUAUCAACAAAACGUACCCGAUAUCUAUAAUAGCGGACAGAUAUUUUUUGAAAAUUCUCACUAUCUCCAUCCGCAAAUAAAUUCAGGUUAUACUAUUAAUUCACAUGACAACAAGUUUUCUCGAGAAUAUGACAAAAAUACGAGGCAAAUUUUAGUUGACAACAGAUUUGAACCUAAUAACAAAGUGUCAUACGGUCAAAAACAAAUACAAACACAACAACCGAUUUACCAACACACAGUGCAACCAGAUCAGAAGAUUUAUAACGAAGACAAUAUACAUAGUGAUGGUACAAGAACCACAAUAGCUCAAACAACUAUAGAUGAAGACAUUUCAUCCAAAUUACGCGAGAGCGAUACAGGAAAAUUGAGCCAAAAUACAAAUUUCGAUAAUAAAACUUUCGCUAUAACCAGUUUUGGAUUAAAAUUAUUAAAGGGUAUGAGUCGGGAUCCAGGAAACAUUUUAGCAUCACCAUAUUCGAUCGCUAUGCUUCUGGCGCUUAUACAACAGGGUGCGUUUGGAGAAACGCAAAAUGAAAUCACGAAGGUGUUACAGUUAAUGCCAGAAUCUUCAGCGGAAUUGUUUAAGGGUCUUACAAAUGCUGUGCAGAAACGGAAGUCUCACAAUAUUUUGAAGAUUGCAAGUAACGUGGUCUUGGCGGAUUCAUUCAGUGUAGAUCCUAAAUUUAAAUCAAUCGCAAUUCAUAAUUUUGAAAGUGAAGUAACUAAUGCGAAUUUCAACAAACCAUUGGAAGUAUCACAAAUGAUCAAUAAUUGGGUCGCCGCUAAAACAAACAACAAAAUUUUAAAUCUGUUGGCACCAGAUGCACUUCAACUGGACACUCUAGCAGUCUUGGUAAAUGCUAUUUACUUUAAAGGAAUUUGGGAUACUAAAUUUCGUAUAGAAUUGACAAAACCAAAAACGUUCUAUCUCAGCAACGGUUCAAGAAAAGUUGUACCGUUUAUGCAUGCACGACGAAUGUUCCAAACAGAUAUCGAUCCUGAAAUUAAUAGUCAAGUACUGUUAAUACCGUUUGAAAAAGCGCAAUAUUCCAUGAUGAUUAUCCUGCCAUUUGAAGGGGUUAAUGCUCUCGACGUCCUAUCAUCGUUAACUGAACAAAAGUUGUAUGCUUACCAGACAUUUACAGCCAAGGAAGUCCAAUUGGAUAUUCCUCGAUUCACAGUUAAAUCUGAACGCAAUAUAUUUGACCUUCUGAACUUUAUUGGUAUUUGGCGCAUAUUCAGUAACGAAGCGAACUUAACUGGUAUUGGAACGUAUCAAGGGAUAACUCCCCGUAUUUCGACGGCAGUCCACAACGCUGUGCUGUCCAUUGACGAGCAAGGAGGAUCGGCGGCGGCGGCUACUGCCUUCUCCGUGGUUGCGUUAUCCAAUGAUGAUUCUGCUAUAACUUUCCGUGUAAAUAGACCAUUUUUGAUUGUGCUGUGGGAUAGUCAACUCAAUGUUCCACUGUUUAUGGGCAAAAUUGAAGAUCCAACGUCAUAG
This is a messenger RNA of Parnassius apollo (apollo), 1578 nucleotides long. The record is from the annotation of a GenBank genome assembly. Lineage: Eukaryota; Metazoa; Arthropoda; Insecta; Lepidoptera; Papilionidae.